AUGACGGCGAACAAUACUCCGAUGGCCUGCGCCACGUUGACGGAUAGCCAGGUUCGUAUCGUAAAGAGCCUGGAUGCCGUAGUUCCAUGUACGGCCGGGAUUGGUGUCAUGAUCCGGGAUGAGUUGCAGCCUAAUGCCGAUGAACCAGUCAUCAACUUCGAACUGCGCCGUCGAGACCCCUCCGAUGGCUCGCAGGACGACGAUAAGUAA
This is a messenger RNA of Pyricularia grisea, 210 nucleotides long. RefSeq lists its product as uncharacterized. NCBI's taxonomy places the organism in Eukaryota, Fungi, Ascomycota, Sordariomycetes, Magnaporthales, Pyriculariaceae. The transcript has 3 exons. Bases 1 to 210 code for a protein of 69 amino acids. The record is from RefSeq and is a predicted model, not a curated record.